Molecule: messenger RNA, 968 nt
Organism: Prosopis cineraria
Lineage: Eukaryota; Viridiplantae; Streptophyta; Magnoliopsida; Fabales; Fabaceae
Exons: 3
Coding region: 195-725 (176 amino acids)
Source: RefSeq, a predicted model, not a curated record
CCAACCGUGCCAUGGCGCCCGUUUAACCUGCUCCAGUUUUACCCUAGAAAUCACGUUUAGCCAUGGCGUCAACUCCGAGAAUCAGUUAGUUUAGGGUAGGGAGUGAAAAUUUAGUCCCUGAAGCACUCUGAGACUGGACGUCGGAAUCACGGAGCAGUCGUUCAUGGUGGAAAGGUGUUAUAGACAUCAACGAAAUGAGUGAAGGAGGGGAAGGUCCAAAGCUCUACACCAACAAACCUCGAAAAGAGCAGCUGAAGCAAGCCCGAGAGCAACAAAAAGCGAAGGCGUUCUCCUCGCCGACUGCGUCGUCGUCGUCAUCUGCGAUGGGGACCCAGCCGCCACCGCCGCCCAAGGAAUCGUUUGCUCGUCGUUACAAAUUCGUCUGGCCCAUGAUUUUGGCUGUAAAUCUCGCCAUUGGAGCUUAUUUGUUUAUGAGGACGAAGAAGAAAGAUAUACCUGUAGAGGAGGAACAACAUGCCACUUCUGUUUCAACGAAAGAUACUGCAACCCAUGUUGUGCAGACAUCCGUGUCUCCUCUUCCCAUGACAGAGCAAGUGAUCAAACGACAGCCAAUUCCAGAGAAUCAGCAGCGUGAACUAUUCAAGUGGAUUUUAGAAGAGAAAAGGAAGGUCAAACCAAAAGAUCCUGAAGAGAAGCGGAAACUUGAUGAAGAGAAAGCUAUUCUGAAGCAGUUCAUUCGGGCUAAGUCUCUUCCAAGUAUCUAAGUGUUCACCACCUAAAGAAUAUCAUAUUGUUUGAAUUCAAAUCGGCUUGAAUGAAUUUUUCAACGCUUUCCUUUUCUGUUUUAGUUGCUCCAUUGGCGAUGAUGUUCUGAUAACGUUUGGGGAGAUUUAACAUUGAUCCAUGUACAGUUUCCCACUUUGUCUGAUAUCUUGCUUUGCUAAUGUUUUGGACCAUUGGCUUUCUGGUUAGAUGGAUUUUCGAUAAAUUGGUGGCGAUUAGAUGUA